This is a messenger RNA of Pecten maximus, 1224 nucleotides long. RefSeq lists its product as uncharacterized. Bases 74 to 1171 code for a protein of 365 amino acids. Gene Ontology annotation, cellular component: membrane. The transcript has 9 exons. The record is from RefSeq and is a predicted model, not a curated record. Gene Ontology annotation, molecular function: calcium ion binding. NCBI's taxonomy places the organism in Eukaryota, Metazoa, Mollusca, Bivalvia, Pectinida, Pectinidae.
GAGCUCCCUAGUGAUUGUGGUAUCUCAGUCCAUCCUCGGGGGAUCACUAAACUAGAUGCGAGUGUAAAACAAGAUGGCGAACGUGUACAACCUGUUUUCGGCUUUGAUGCUGGCGAUCCUUCUGAUGCCACAGACUGUUUCGGCCGCUACUGAAGAUCCUUUACAAGUGGAUUAUCCAAGUGUCAUUGUCCACGCUAAAGACAAUGGAAACUUCACUAUGAUGUCUGGAAUCAAUGGCGACAUAAAACUGUUGCCCGGCGUCAACAACUCCGGAAAGGUGUACUUUGAGGGAGAGGAUUUACUUUAUCUCAUCGAAGUCAUACUGAGCCAGCCCCCUGUAUGGUCAGAAUAUUCACCGUUCGGACACCUCGGAGAUUUCCAUGGAGGCGAGAGGGUGUACGUCCAAUUGGAAGCACUGGAUCCAGAAGGAGGUCAUGUGACGUAUUCUGUGGUAGCUGGUGAUCUUCCUCCGGGGAUAACACUUGAUCCGUCUUUAGGUGAAGUAAAAGGUUUGGCUCCAGAUGCUGACACGACAUACACCUUCACCGUGCGCGCUACUGAUUCACAUGGCAAAUACUCCGAUAACGUACUGCAGAUGAAGGUUAGAGGUAGUAAUUCGUGUACCAGUUCCACAUGUCGACACGAAGGAAUAUGUCAGGACCACGUGGGCGAUUUCUAUUGUACCUGUAUUCACCCGUACGGAGGCAAAACGUGCCAACAAGAUUGCCGAAGCCAUGGUCUAGGAGUGGACAGCCGACACAAAGUUGUGCCAGACGCCCACAUGUCGGCAUACAAAGUAUACAGUAGCUACUUAGCCUACAAUGGCCGUCUGUAUGGGUCUGGAUGGUAUGGAAUAGAUAGUCAAUCAUGGCUUCAGGUCGAUUUGGGAAACGUGACACAAAUCCAUGGUGUACAGAUGCAGGGCUGCACCAGCUAUUAUUACACAUCAAGGUUUAAUCUGCAAUUCAGCGUAGAUGGUAAUUCUUUCACUAAUUAUACCACAGAUGGCGUCAGUCCCAAGGCCUUCCCUGGGUAUGGGAAUGCCAACGUGUACAAGUCAUCGUUGGCCCGCCCUGUUGACGCACGGUACGUCCGAUUUGUGCCUACCCAGUGGAACCGCUCCUACAAACCUUGUAUGAAGGUGGAACUUCUGGGAUGUUACUACUUAUAACUUAAAUCUUUGAAUGUGCUUAUGUUUCGACAAUAAAAAUACGUUUUCUUGUA